UCAGACGUUGUUACUUAAGGAAGGUGGUGUAGUGGGAGUGGAUAUGGAGUGGCAACCAUCAUUUGGUUGUAUUUUGACUCAGUCUCAAGUUGCUCUGAUUCAACUGGCUGUUUCUGAACACGUUUUCUUAAUAGACCUUUGUCAAAAAAGUUUCUGUCAGCAUCCGGAAACUUUAAAUUUUAUCAGGAAGCUCUUCUCUAACCCAAAUAUUCUUAAACUGGGUUAUGGUAUGUCAGGGGAUGUCAAGUGUCUUUUGGCCACCUGGCCCCAUUUAAUAGAUCAGCCUCUCAAGAUGCAAGGGGUGUUGGAUCUUCUCAAUGUUCACCAAAAGAUUCAGCGCAGUAAGAAGAAGAGGACACAGAAUGGCCCUAAAGAGGUGCUGGUUGGCAAAGACUCAUCAGAGAAAGGCCUCAGUCUGCUCGUGAAACAGGUCCUGGGACAGCCCCUAGACAAAACAGAACAGAUGUCCAACUGGGAGAAACGGCCACUUCGCAUCAGUCAAAUUAGAUAUGCAGUGGCUGAUGCGUACUGUCUGGUGGAUGUAUACAAUGUCCUGUCUAGCAGGCCAGCAGAUUUUGGGCUGCCUGCAGAUCUGCGCACCAUCUCAACCAGUCAGACAGAGAAUGUCAAAGAGAAGAAGCAGAAGAAUAAAGAAGAGAACAGCAAAGAGGAAUGUCAUGGGGCUCGAAGGGUCAGUUCCACUAGUUCUGCUGCAGAGAAAGGCCUCCUGUGUGGGAAGCUGUCCUGUGAGGACCUCCCCCCUGUACCCCCACAACAGCUUCGGGUGGUAUGUGACAACAUGCUGCAGGGGCUGGGCAGGUACCUGCGCUGCUUAGGAGUGGAUGUAGUAAUUUUGGAGAACAUUGAUGACCACAAGAAAGCAGCAGAGUUAGCACAUCGGGAAGGCCGUAUUAUACUCACUUGUGGACAACCCUACCAAAGUUUACGGUCUCAGGUGGGCGAGGGCCGCUGUCUCUUGCUGGAGUGUUCAGAGAAGGCCAGGGACCAGGCUGUUCGAGUUCUCAGACACUUCAAUGUCAAGCUAACCCCCAGUGACAUAUUCAGUCGCUGUCAGGCUUGCAACAGUGACGAGUAUGUAGCAGUGCCUAGAGCAGAUAUGAUAAAUAUGCUCAAAGAGAGAGGCUUCCUCCAGGACCAGGACAUAGAUCUCAGUGAUCAAGUGUUGCCCCAGAUGGAGGAAGAGGCAUCGACCUCUAUUGCGACCCCUGCCCUUCCCAGGUAUACCCACCAGUGUCGCUGGGCCUCCCUGUCAGGCCUGAACCCAGACAGCCUGACCUUUCCUGGUGGGGCACCUAUCCAGCUCCACACUGUGCCCCAUGGUCUCCUGCCCAAGAUCCCCAUCUUCUAUGUGUGCACCAGAUGUGGAAAGGUGUUCUGGGAUGGAUCACACUUUGAGCGUGUCUUGUCCAUGUUUCAGGACGUCUUACACAUAACAGAACAGGACACUGAAAAUGCAGUGGUCACAGCACCUCAAUAAAAUGUCUUUAAAAUUAUAUUGAGUUUUAUACUAGUUCUAAUUCUUUAUGAUUUUUAAAAAAUACUAUAAAAUACACUUUCACAGAAACUCACAUGAUGGAGAGAGAUUAUCAGAAAAAGAUUCUUCAUGUUUUAUUUUAAUAAAUUAUUCAUUGUGCUUUUGCAUGUUAUAGUUUACACUCCUUUAUAUUUCUGUGUUAUUGCACAAGUUUUUAAUAUCCUCAGAGUUGAAACUGUUCUGAUAUG
This is a messenger RNA of Boleophthalmus pectinirostris (great blue-spotted mudskipper), 1743 nucleotides long. Its product is annotated as exonuclease mut-7 homolog. The record is from RefSeq and is a predicted model, not a curated record. NCBI's taxonomy places the organism in Eukaryota, Metazoa, Chordata, Actinopteri, Gobiiformes, Gobiidae. The transcript has 10 exons. The coding region runs from base 44 to 1498 and encodes 484 amino acids. Gene Ontology annotation, molecular function: nucleic acid binding; 3'-5' exonuclease activity. Gene Ontology annotation, biological process: nucleobase-containing compound metabolic process.